Messenger RNA from Spodoptera frugiperda (fall armyworm), 1050 nucleotides. RefSeq lists its product as uncharacterized. Gene Ontology annotation, biological process: DNA integration. Lineage: Eukaryota; Metazoa; Arthropoda; Insecta; Lepidoptera; Noctuidae. The record is from RefSeq and is a predicted model, not a curated record. Gene Ontology annotation, molecular function: nucleic acid binding. The coding region runs from base 175 to 1032 and encodes 285 amino acids. The transcript has 2 exons.
GCCGAGUCCACGAAAAGUGGAAUCCUUAGUCAGCUCUUUGCCUCCCGAGAACGUAAAGCAGGUGCGACAACUUUUAGGCUUCGCAGGAUUCUCUACCCUAUUUACCGACAAGAUUCUACGGAACUUAAACGCGUCAUUACUCAGGCUAUCUCCUUGUUUGGGGUGCCAAAACUUAUGGUCACGGACAAAGGACGUAUGUUCGAGUCUAAAGAAUUCGUGGCAUGGAUUAACGAACUCGGCUGCAACCUGCACUACAUCACGCCAGAGAUGCACCAGGCAAAUGAUCAAGCGGAAAGGUACAUGCGGACAAUACUCAACAUGUUACGCAUCCAAGCCAACCACAAAAAUCUGCAGUGGACGGAAACUCUGUGGAAACUACAACUGGUGCUGAACAUCACAAGACAGAAGACUACGCAGGUAUCUCCCUUGAAUCUUCUAAUAGGCACAGAAUCUACAACUCCUGUGGUUCGAGCGCUAGUACGUGAUGUGGCAAUCGAGGGUUUGGCACCUAACAGAGAGGCACUACGUGAAAUCACAAGAAGCAGAGCCCGAGAACUCCUCAGUAACAACCAAAUCAAGCAAGACGAGCAAGUUAACCAGCGACGGAGUACACCACGCCAAUUCAAUGUUGAUGACUUGGUCUUUGUAAUCAAAUACUCUCAGUUGGCAGGGAAACUCGACUCCGGCAUGCGCGGCCCAUACAAGGUGGUGGAAGUUCUACCUAGUGGCCGUUACACGCUACGUUUGCUCGGCGGCAGUUAUGGUAAAACAACGCAGGCUGCUGCUCAGUUCAUUGUGCCGUGGCGGGGUGAGUGGAGCCCUGAAACAUGUGCCGCAUUUUUUGAAAAUGAAACUAACGAUGACGAGGAGACGGAAGCGCAAAUAGAGUUUGCUCCUACAGCUGCACUGUCCAUGCCCUUGCUGGAUGAGGGUGUUGUAACCGAUCCACCGACCUCUCCAGUGGCCGGUCCCAGCGGGAUCACAAGAAGAAACUGUGUCGAGGACGACUCACCGUCAGGAGAGGCCGUGUAAGGAGUUUCUAUCUAUCAU